AUGCCGGCCGUACAUCAUAAACUACUCCUGGAGGACGCCCUGCUGGACAGUCCUCAAACUCGUUCCUUGCUCAGUGUGUUUGAGGAGGAUGCGGCCAACCUCACUGACUACACUAACCAGCUGCUGCAGUCCAUGCAGCGUGUGUUUGGAGCUCAGAGUGAGAUGGGUUUGGCCACAGAGCAGCUCUCAAGACAGCUUCUUGCCUAUGAGAAGAAAAAUUUUGCCCUCGGGAAGGGUGAUGAAGAAGUGGUGAACACACUGCAGAAUUUUGCAACAACGGUGGAGGAGCUCAAUGCUCUGCACUUGGAGCUUGCCAACCAGAUGGCAGACACCAUGGUAUUCCCCUUGAUCCAGUUCAGAGAAAAAGACCUGACGGAGAUAAGCACGCUGAAGGAAAUCUAUGGCAUCGCCACCGAUGAGCAUGAGGCGUCCAUGGUCAAGUACAGCCGCUUACCCAAAAAGAGGGAGAAUGAGAAGCUGAAGGCUGAUCUGGUAAAAGAGGUGGCGUACACUCGAAGGAAGCAGCACCAAGCCUCGCUGCAGUAUUACUGUGCACUCAACGCGCUGCAGUACCGCAAGAGGGUGGCCAUGCUGGAACCCAUGCUGGGCUACACGCAGGCACAGGUCGUUUUCUUCAAGAAAGGGCUCGAGUUGGUGUCAAAGAAGAUAGACAACUUCCUCUCAUCUGUGUCCAACAUGACUAAAAACAUCCAGGCCCAACUGGACGUGGAGGCCGAGGUCAUGCGUGUGUCCCAGAAGGAGCUCCUGUCCGUGGAUGACUCGGUCUACCUGCUGGAUAAGGAAAACGAGCCCGUCAAUCGCACACUCAUUCAGAAGGCGGGCUUUCUCAACAUCAGGAAUAAAACAGGCCUGGUGACCACAGCAUGGGACCGCCUGUACUUUUUCACGCAGGGGGGCAACCUCAUGUGCCAGCCACGGGGGGCUGUGGCAGGGGGCAUGGUGCUGGAUCUGGACAACAGCUCAGUCAUGGCUAUCGAGUGUGAAGACAGACACUACUGCUUUCAAAUCACUUCCCCUUCUGGAAAAGCGUCUAUGAUCCUACAAGCAGAAAGCAAAAAGGAAUAUGAAGAGUGGAUUUGCACUGUGAACAACAUCUCCAGACAGAUCUACCUGACUGACAACCCAGAGGCUGUGGCUAUUCGACUAAACCAAACCGCCAUCCAGGCGGUCACGCCUGUCACCAGCUUUGAGAAGAGACAGGAAGGUUCACCUGACCCUGAUAGAGCCAAGCCAGGAGGCGUCUACUCCACCAGCGCUGCAUCACAGAAGUCGGGAGCGGGUCCGGAGCCGGAAGACCUGAUCGCCCCCGGGACGCCCAUCCAGUUUGACAUCGUGCUGCCGGCCUCAGAAUUCCAAGACCAGAACCGGGUGGAUGGGAGGCGCACAAAUCCGUUUGGCGAAACGGAUGACGACUGCUCCCACGAAAGCGACGACUCCCUCUUGCAGCAGGUUUUCGCAGUGCGCUUCCUGGGCUCCAUGGCGGUGCGCUGCGGCGACAAUCAAGAGGUGAUCUAUGAGGCCAUGAGGCAGGUGCUGGCUGCUCGAGCCAUUCACAACAUCUUCAGGACCACCGAGUCGCACCUGAUGGUGACUAGCAGUAGCCUCAGGCUGAUCGACCCUCAGACUCAAGUGACAAGAAUAAGCUUCCAGCUUGGAGAGGUGUGUCAGUUUGCGGCCCAUCAAGAAAACAGCAGGUUGAUGGGCUUUGUGGUGGAGGGCCGCGACUGGAGCGGCGGUGGAGACAGUGAAGACCAAAAUGGGGAGCCCUCCUUCAGCGCCUUCGUCUUUGAAAGCAAUACUGAGGGAGAGAAGAUAUGCUAUACCAUGAGUUUGGCCAAGGACAUUACAGAAGCAAAGAAGGACCCGGUGGCUCUGGCGCAGCUCAUGAAGAAUAUGCCGCUCACCAACGAUGGCAAGUUCCUCCUGCUGGAUGCAGAGAACAGUGACACAGCUGAUGGAGACGGACCAGAGGAUUUAGAGUCGGAGGCCUAG
Molecule: messenger RNA, 2013 nt
Organism: Nerophis lumbriciformis (worm pipefish)
Lineage: Eukaryota; Metazoa; Chordata; Actinopteri; Syngnathiformes; Syngnathidae
Source: RefSeq, a predicted model, not a curated record